AUGGCUGGUGUCACUGAGGUUGCUGCUCUAGGUCGACCUUUCACCCUAGGAAUGCUCUAUGAUGCUCGGAAAGAUCAACUGAUCCCAGGUUUGACAUUGUGGGAUGAUGAAACUCUAAAAAAGAAUACAGUUGAAACCUGUCAGCAAAGCAGUGACUUUAAAAUGUCCACAUCUGACUCCAUUGAAUCCAAGGCCUCUCUGCUGGAUGUUGAUUCUUCUCUGAAGGCCAGUUUCCUGAGUGGACUGAUUACAGUUGGAGGAUCUGCCAAGUAUCUCAAUGAUACGAAGAAAUUCAAGAAUCAGAGCAGAGUGACGUGUCAGUACAAAGCUACCACACGCUUCAAGCAGUUGACAGUGAUCGACCAUUUAACCAUGAGUACCCAACAGACAGAUGGUAUUAAGAAGGGCUCUGCAACACAUGUAGUCACAGGCAUCCUUUAUGGAGCAAACGCUGUCUUUGUGUUUGACAGUGAGAAGUUACAUGACGAAAGUGUUCAAAACUUCAAGGGCAAAAUGAAAACUGUGAUAAAUAAGAUCCCCAAAUUUAAUGUUGACGGGAAAGUUGACAUCAAGCUGAAUGAUGAAGAAAAAGCUCUGACUGAGAAAUUCUCCUGCAAAUUCUACGGAGACUUCAUUCUUGAAAGCAACCCUGCAACAUUUGAAGAGGCAGUGAAGACCUACAUACAACUUCCAAAGCUGCUGGAAAAGAAGGGAGAGAACAGUGUUCCACUGAAGGUCUGGCUGAUGCCACUGAAGAAGUUAGCCCCCAAAGCUCCUGUGCUGGUGAGAGAGAUCAGUGUUGGACUUGUAAGAAAGGCUGAAAAUGCUCUGGAGGACCUGAAUCAGCUGGAAAAAAGAUGCAACGGUUUGCUGGAGGACAAAGUAGUGCGAGAUUUUCCACAAAUUCAUGAAAAGUUCAGAAGUUUCCAAAAAUGGUGUGGUCAUUAUGCAUUUGAUCUCAGACAGACCAUGGAGAAGAAAAUUCCCUCCAUCCGUAAUGGCAAAGAAGAUGAGAGGAAAUUAGAAAAAGUCUUUAAAGACAGAGACAAUUCACCGUUCAGCCAUGCGAAACUAACCAGGUGGAUGGACUUUAAAGAGAGCGAAAUCAACAUCAUCAGGUCCUGUGUAGAGAAGAUGGAGGGAACAAAGUUCGUCCCAAAUCAGUCAGAGCUGGACCGAGAGGUUCUUGGUGUAGAGGAGGCUCUGUGUUUUGUUUUGACCUCCCUGCAGAGUGCUGACCCCUGCCUUGAUGCGAUGACCAAAUACUUAAAGUCAUCUAAAUUAGAAUCUACCAAUGAAGAGUCGUGGUUCUACUCAGAUGAAGUUAUCACCAACAUGAGAGAAAAAGCCAAAUAUUUCCAGGAUCUUACUAAACCACUGAAGAACAACAGCCGAUUCUGUUUCCUCAUCGCAGCAAUUGAAAAUAAGAAAUACACAGGAGCAACCAUCUACCAUUACAGGAAGGGCAAACUAGUCUCUGAGGGUUUUUCAAAGCCCCCCCUCCCUCCUGUGGAGAAAAUCACUGGCAGAAGAGAUUUGCUCUGGUGUUUGACAUUGUGGGAUGAUGAAACUCUAAAAAAGAAUACAGUUGAAACCUGUCAGCAAAGCAGUGACUUUAAAAUGUCCACAUCUGACUCCAUUGAAUCCAAGGCCUCUCUGCUGGAUGUUGAUUCUUCUCUGAAGGCCAGUUUCCUGAGUGGACUGAUUACAGUUGGAGGAUCUGCCAAGUAUCUCAAUGAUACGAAGAAAUUCAAGAAUCAGAGCAGAGUGACGUGUCAGUACAAAGCUACCACACGCUUCAAGCAGUUGACAGUGAUCGACCAUUUAACCAUGAGUACCCAACAGACAGAUGGUAUUAAGAAGGGCUCUGCAACACAUGUAGUCACAGGCAUCCUUUAUGGAGCAAACGCUGUCUUUGUGUUUGACAGUGAGAAGUUACAUGACGAAAGUGUUCAAAACUUCAAGGGCAAAAUGAAAACUGUGAUAAAUAAGAUCCCCAAAUUUAAUGUUGACGGGAAAGUUGACAUCAAGCUGAAUGAUGAAGAAAAAGCUCUGACUGAGAAAUUCUCCUGCAAAUUCUACGGAGACUUCAUUCUUGAAAGCAACCCUGCAACAUUUGAAGAGGCAGUGAAGACCUACAUACAACUUCCAAAGCUGCUGGAAAAGAAGGGAGAGAACAGUGUUCCACUGAAGGUCUGGCUGAUGCCACUGAAGAAGUUAGCCCCCAAAGCUCCUGUGCUGGUGAGAGAGAUCAGUGUUGGACUUGUAAGAAAGGCUGAAAAUGCUCUGGAGGACCUGAAUCAGCUGGAAAAAAGAUGCAACGGUUUGCUGGAGGACAAAGUAGUGCGAGAUUUUCCACAAAUUCAUGAAAAGUUCAGAAGUUUCCAAAAAUGGUGUGGUCAUUAUGCAUUUGAUCUCAGACAGACCAUGGAGAAGAAAAUUCCCUCCAUCCGUAAUGGCAAAGAAGAUGAGAGGAAAUUAGAAAAAGUCUUUAAAGACAGAGACAAUUCACCGUUCAGCCAUGCGAAACUAACCAGGUGGAUGGACUUUAAAGAGAGCGAAAUCAACAUCAUCAGGUCCUGUGUAGAGAAGAUGGAGGGAACAAAGUUCGUCCCAAAUCAGUCAGAGCUGGACCGAGAGGUUCUUGGUGUAGAGGAGGCUCUGUGUUUUGUUUUGACCUCCCUGCAGAGUGCUGACCCCUGCCUUGAUGCGAUGACCAAAUACUUAAAGUCAUCUAAAUUAGAAUCUACCAAUGAAGAGUCGUGGUUCUACUCAGAUGAAGUUAUCACCAACAUGAGAGAAAAAGCCAAAUAUUUCCAGGAUCUUACUAAACCACUGAAGAACAACAGCCGAUUCUGUUUCCUCAUCGCAGCAAUUGAAAAUAAGAAAUACACAGGAGCAACCAUCUACCAUUACAGGAAGGGCAAACUAGUCUCUGAGGGUUUUUCAAAGCCCCCCCUCCCUCCUGUGGAGAAAAUCACUGGCAGAAGAGAUUUGCUCUGGU
Molecule: messenger RNA, 3004 nt
Organism: Micropterus dolomieu (smallmouth bass)
Lineage: Eukaryota; Metazoa; Chordata; Actinopteri; Centrarchiformes; Centrarchidae
Product: cytolytic toxin-alpha-like
Exons: 3
Source: RefSeq, a predicted model, not a curated record